UAUAUUCAUAUAACGCUACAAUUUGAUGGUAAAAUCAGAAGUAAAAUAAAAGGCAGUCCAAUAAACCCUUACUGCAAUUUAAACAGUCGUUUCACCGCCGUAGCUGCCGCCUCUCUCCAUCUCCCAACCUUUCAUUCACUGCCGUUGCUGCCGACUCUGUUGUUUUUCUUCAUCUACUUCGCCUCAGUGUUCAAAUCGCAGGUUGUGGCAAUGUCGAAAGAUGAUUCAAAGAGUUACAAACCUCAUCACGAGUUUAAACAAGAUGUCAAGGAAGCACUGGUUGAUCUUAACUUGACCGAAUCUAGUGAGCUUUGGCUGCUUAAAUUGCCAUUUUCUAAUGAUUUGUUAGCUGACAUUGAUGGGCAGGAAUUGUCGGUCAAACUUGAUAAGGACGGCACCUUGGCCAGCUUUGAAGGCGCGUCUGGGAAAGCGUAUGAUUUUGUCAGCUUUGCUUCCAUGGAGCCUGACGAAACAGUUUUUGUUUCCUCUGCUACAGAAUCAAAAAUCGCUGGAAAGAUUUCACGUCGUGUUUCUGUUGUCCAUUACCAUGAUCCUAAAGAACUCGAAAAGAUUAGUACAACUGAUGCAAAAAAAGCACUUCUAAAUUCUAUAGCCGCGACUCCUGGAAAUUUUUCACGCACAUCAGCAUCUAAAAGUAGCAGACUGAAGAGUUCAUUAUCUGAAUUUUCUGAACGAUCAAAUACAAAAAGAAGACCCGGUGAGAACAAAUCUAAUCGUGAAUUAGCCGGUGGUUUUAACUCUGUCGCUUCUGCAAUCUCUUCUGACCAUUCUCAUGGAGGAAAGUCAAAUGCUUCUGCAAUCUCUUCAGAUCAUUCUCAUGGAGGAAAGUCAAACGCCUCUGCAAUCUCUUCUGAUCAUUCCCAUGGAGGAAAGUCGAAGAGAAGUAAACAUAAGGAGUAAUGUUUCCUUCACUUGAUAUAUACUUUCUCACAGAUCGGUUUAAUAUAUAAAAUUAAUAGUACUUUUUAAUUUUUCCUUCACAUGGAGGAGUUUUGUUACUUCCUCUGUUUCUAUGCUUCUUUUUAAUUUUUUUUUCAUCUGGUGUAACUCAAGAUCAUUGAUUCUCAAUGUUACUAUUUUUGUGUUAA
Molecule: messenger RNA, 1109 nt
Organism: Lathyrus oleraceus (garden pea)
Lineage: Eukaryota; Viridiplantae; Streptophyta; Magnoliopsida; Fabales; Fabaceae
Exons: 5
Coding region: 211-921 (236 amino acids)
Source: RefSeq, a predicted model, not a curated record